This is a messenger RNA of Prunus armeniaca (apricot), 183 nucleotides long. The record is from the annotation of a GenBank genome assembly. Lineage: Eukaryota; Viridiplantae; Streptophyta; Magnoliopsida; Rosales; Rosaceae.
AUGCAGUCAACUUGCACCACAGUGAAAAGCAAUCUUCUAGGAGUGAGUCAUACUUACAGUAAAUGCAUCCAGCAGAGGUACCAGCAGCUUUGGUAUGAAAUGUUCCAUGAAACAAACUUUAGAAUCUGUGAUAGAAAUAGACAACUGCUCGAUGGUCAGUUAAGCAGCCAUCUGUUAUCCUAA